AUGCACACGAUCGGGGUCUGCGCUGCUGCUUUUGGGACUCUUGGCCUAAUGCGGUUUUUUGGUAUGCCCUGGUUGUGGAGUGUGGCGGCUGCUCUGGGCAUCUACAUUGGCACUGGCGGCUGGAGAUUUCUCCGGAUUGUCUUUAAGACUGCCUUGAGGGACCUUCUGGGCCUGUUGGUGCUUAUUCAGGUCAAGUAUGAAUUGAACCGUCAUCGGAAAGCCAACGCCAACGUGCCCAAGAUCUUCCAGAACAUGGUCCGCCGGCAUCCGGACAAAGUGGCUCUGAUCUACGAGUCCACUGACGACAAGUGGACCUUCCGGCGCCUGGACGAGUUCUCCAACGGCGUGGCCAACUUCUUCUCCCAGCAGGGCUUUCUCCCGGGCGACGUCAUCGCCAUCUUUAUGGAGAGCCGGCCGGAGUUUGUGGGCCUCUGGCUAGGGAUGGCUAAAGUGGGCAUCGAGGCGGCCCUCAUCAACUUCAACUUGCGCCUUGAUUCGCUGCUGUACUGCGUGAAAACCUCGGGGGCGAAAGCCCUCAUUUUUGGCUGGGAGCUGUCAGCAGCGGUAGCCGAGGUGAAUGGCAUGCUGGGUAAAAACAUGGUCAAGUUCUGUUCUGGGGACAUGAGCUCCGAAUCCGUUCCUUCGGACACCAAGCAUCUGGAUCCUCUUCUGGCCCAGGCAUCAAAAUCCCCUCCGGCUCAGGUUUCCCCCAAGAGAUUGGACGAUCGACUGUUCUACAUCUACACCUCCGGCACAACCGGAAUGCCAAAGGCCGCCAUCGUGGUGCACAGCAGAUAUUACCGAAUAGCAGCUUUUGGAUAUUACGCCUACAGAAUGACUCCCGACGACAUAAUCUAUAACUGCCUACCACUCUACCACUCAGCAGGGAACAUCAUGGGCGUCGGGCAGUGUCUAAUGCACGGCUUGACUGUAGUGAUCAGGAAGAAAUUCUCUGCCAGUCGCUUCUGGGAUGACUGCGUGAAAUACAAGUGCACGAUUAUCCAGUACAUUGGGGAGAUCUGCAGGUAUCUGCUGAACCAACCAGUCCGGGAGGCAGAAAUGCAGCACCGGGUGCGACUGGCGAUAGGCAACGGCCUGAGGCCCACCAUUUGGGAAGACUUCACCCAGCGCUUCCGCAUCAAGCAGAUCGGGGAGUUCUAUGGAGCGACGGAAUGCAACUGCAGCAUCGCCAAUCUGGACGGCAAGGUCGGUGCCUGUGGCUUCAACAGCCGGAUCUUGCCCAACGUAUAUCCUAUCCGCUUGGUGAAAGUAAAUGAGGAAACCAUGGAGCUGAUAAGGGGUUCAAAUGGGCUCUGUAUCACCUGCGGUCCAGGAGAGCCAGGCCUUCUUGUAGGCCGAAUAAACCAAGAGGAUCCCUUGCGCAGGUUCGAUGGCUAUGUCAAUGAGAAUGCCACCAACAAGAAGAUCGCCUACAACGUCUUCAAGAAAGGGGACCAAGCCUACCUUUCAGGGGAUGUAUUAGUGAUGGAUGACCUUGGCUACAUGUACUUCAAGGACCGGAGUGGUGACACGUUCCGGUGGCGUGGGGAGAACGUUUCCACCACCGAGGUUGAGGGGAUCAUAAGUCACAUCAUCAGCAAGACGGAUGUUGCGGUUUAUGGGGUGGAAGUGCCAGGUGUGGAAGGUAAAGCUGGAAUGGCAGCAAUCGCUGACCCAGAAGCCAAACUGAACCCCAAUGUGCUGUACCAGGAAAUGCAGAAAGGGCUACCCCCUUACGCACGGCCCAUCUUCCUCCGACUCUUGCCGCAGGUCGACACCACAGGCACUUUCAAAAUCCAGAAGACCCGUUUGCAAAGGGAAAGCUACGACCCACACCAGACCUCCGAUCGGCUAUAUUUCUUGGAUGUAAAACUUGGCAAGUACCUACCGCUGGACGAGAGUACGUUCGAGAGGAUUCAGGCCAGGAAGGUGCCCCUGUGA
Euleptes europaea (tarantolino) is the source of this 1941-nucleotide messenger RNA. RefSeq names its product solute carrier family 27 member 1 (gene SLC27A1). Gene Ontology annotation, cellular component: mitochondrial inner membrane; plasma membrane. The coding region runs from base 1 to 1941 and encodes 646 amino acids. Gene Ontology annotation, biological process: phosphatidylinositol biosynthetic process; response to cold; phosphatidylethanolamine biosynthetic process. Gene Ontology annotation, molecular function: fatty acid transmembrane transporter activity; long-chain fatty acid transmembrane transporter activity; long-chain fatty acid-CoA ligase activity. The transcript has 12 exons. NCBI's taxonomy places the organism in Eukaryota, Metazoa, Chordata, Lepidosauria, Squamata, Sphaerodactylidae. The record is from RefSeq and is a predicted model, not a curated record.